UUGUCAGAGCCUGUCCAAUCACAUUGAGGCAUCGGAGGCGGCGUUUCCGCUGUUUUCUUCCGGGACGCUGCUGUCACGCACACAAAAAAAAAAAAAAUGGCUUCUCUUGACAGAGUAAAAGUGUUAGUUUUAGGAGAUUCCGGCGUGGGCAAAUCGUCCUUGGUCCAUCUCCUGUGUCAGAAUCAGGUGCUAGGAAAUCCCUCGUGGACCGUUGGCUGCUCGGUGGACGUCCGGGCUCAAGACUAUAAAGAGGGAACCCCGGAGGAGAAAACCUACUACAUCGAACUCUGGGAUGUCGGAGGAUCUGUGGGCUGUGCCAGCAGUAUCAAAAGCACCAGAGCGGUCUUCUACAAUUCAGUUAAUGGAAUCAUAUUGGUACAUGAUUUGACAAAUAAGAAAUCCUCUCAGAACCUUUACCGUUGGUCACUAGAAGCUCUGAAUAAGGAUUCCUCCCCAACAGGAGUCAUUGUCUCAAAUGGCAGUGACUACGACAGAGAGCAGUUUGCCGAGAACCCCGUGCCUCUGCUGCUAAUUGGCACCAAGUUCGACCAGAUCCCAGACAACAAACGCAAUGAAGUCCUCACCCGAACGGCCUUCCUCUCCGAAGACUUCAACGCAGAGGAGAUCAAUCUCGACUGCACGAACCCGAGGUACCUUGCUGCAGGCACAUCCAAUGCGGUCAAGCUAAGCAGGUUUUUCGACAAGGUAAUAGAGAAGAGAUAUUUCACAAGAGAUCCAAGUCAGAUGACGGGUUUCACAGACAGAAAACGGUUCAACUUCAAAAGUUUGCACUAUGACUGACUGAGGCAUGAAUGCAACAGCAGUGGUCUGUGGUUCGAUCAGAGUGCGUGUGGAAUUUUCCAACACAACCACCACACUUACUGAAAAUACUUUCUAUCUCGGUCCUCUGACCACCGUUUGCAACGCUGCCAUUUCUCCAGUGUGUCAAAACACACUUUCAUCCAAAAAUGACUGCUACAAAAUAUAGACAUUUUAAACAAAGUUUUAAGAAUAAAGAUAUAUAUGUAAAUAGUUGACAAGGCGUGCACUGAACUUUUUCAAGAGGAAAUACUUUGGAAAUGAAGACGUGCUAUAGCAAGGUGAUAUACAUUCUAAAAAUGAACACAGAGAUUUUGUGUUAAAUAACCUAAUUUCAAGAAUCUCUUUUAUAUAUUUCUUUCAAAUUCAAAUUUACCCUGCUUCGUGAAUUCCUUUUUCAAAGUAAGACUUUUAAUUAACUGUUUGGUUUAUCAAGCCAUGUUAUUUAACAAUCAAGAGAAGAAAGGGAAAUAUGCGUGGCCUCUGAAUAGUGGCUCCUAGGACAUUCCCCUAUUCCUGCAAAAUUUUCUUGAUCCAGGGAAGAAAGAAAUGUAAUUUAGUGAAGACAUGGGGAUACUUGGGAUUAUUACAUUCAUUUUCGCAAGUGAAAGCUGUGAUGCCCUGUGGUUUGCUGUUGCAGAUAAGUGGUCCGCCGGAAUCCCCCUGUAGGAAAAAGUCAACAGAAAGACAUGAUUGAUUAGUUUGUGGAAAGACAGCAUUUGCUCUUCAUGAAUAAAAGAAAAUAAUCUGUGAAAUGA
Molecule: messenger RNA, 1577 nt
Organism: Scophthalmus maximus (turbot)
Lineage: Eukaryota; Metazoa; Chordata; Actinopteri; Pleuronectiformes; Scophthalmidae
Gene: rabl3
Product: RAB, member of RAS oncogene family-like 3
Exons: 8
Coding region: 97-801 (234 amino acids)
Biological process (GO): intracellular protein transport
Cellular component (GO): endomembrane system
Molecular function (GO): GTPase activity
Source: RefSeq, a predicted model, not a curated record